Molecule: messenger RNA, 1185 nt
Organism: Carya illinoinensis
Lineage: Eukaryota; Viridiplantae; Streptophyta; Magnoliopsida; Fagales; Juglandaceae
Product: cadmium-induced protein AS8
Exons: 5
Coding region: 352-885 (177 amino acids)
Source: RefSeq, a predicted model, not a curated record
AUUGCAUUAUCCAUUUGCCAUUCGUAGCUUGUCUUUCUUUAUUGAUAUAAAGCUCAGAAACAAAGCCGAAGGCCCAGAUAUUCAAUCUGCUUCAGGAGUAGUAAGAAAACAAGGGGAGGAAAUAAGAACACCGAUACGGUUCGAAGCAGAAUUUGAUGGACACGGUCAUGGUUUUGGAAGAUAGUUGCCCGGGAAUAUACUAGAGGGUAAACUUUGAACUAAUCUCUGCCAGAUUGGAUUAACGAUUGAGGGUGUCGUUGUUGCUGCGUGUGCCUUUAUAUGUAUGACGGCUUCUUAGAGAAGAUUGUAAGGCUCUUGUUGAGAGGAACGACUUAAAGCUGAGCCGGUAAAAUGAUUAUAAAAGGUGUGUUCAGGAGAUGUGAAAGAUGGAAUCCUGUACAUCCAACAUUUGGAGCCUUCUGGGGCAUGGGAAUAGGUAUUGGUUGUGGUGUUGGAUGGGGCCCUGGUUUUGGCCCUGAGGUAGUUGGUUAUGUUGGAGCUGGCUGUGGUGUUGGAUUCAAUGUGGGCAUCACUCUGGCUGGUUUUGGAAUCGGUCUACCUGCAAAUCACCUCUUUGAAGUUCCUUACAAUGCUAUCAUGGCUACAACAAGUGGUGCAUCAGCGUUAGCCCAUUCAAGUGGCCUUCUUUCCAUCAAACAUAUUGCAGGAGAUGGCUGGAAUAAUAUUGCACCUCACAUCUCUGGUUUACAAACAGAAGCCUGUAGAAGAUUGUCAAGCUUUAAGAAGAAACGUUUUUCAGACAAAGAGGUCGACUUAUUUGGAUGGAAGAGUGUGAUGCCCGUCCCGAAUAGUUCUCUACUGGGAAGUUUAGGAACGUUUGGCCAUCACUUCUUUGACCAUCGGAAAGGUUUGAAAGAUGAUUAACGCCUUGCAGACCUCCAAGUCAUGUAGGUUAUAUUUUAUGAAACUUUUUAGCAUUUUGCAACUGCCAUCGUUUUGAAUUUGGCCUUGUUUGUUUACACAGUUUAGAUGAGAUGAGAUGUUUUGUUGAAAGUUAAAUAAAAAUAUUGUUAUAAUAUAAUUUUUUAAUAUUAGUUUUGUUUUAGAAUUUGAAAAAGUUGAAUUGUUUAUUAUAUUUUGUGUGAGAAUUUAAAAAAGUUGUAAUGAUUAUAUGGGAUGAGAUAGUUUGGAUGCAAUACCGAAACGUGCUUUUCUUUUGUUCUU